Sorex araneus (European shrew) is the source of this 4065-nucleotide messenger RNA. It is a transcript of the gene WIPF3, whose product is annotated as WAS/WASL interacting protein family member 3. Gene Ontology annotation, molecular function: alpha-tubulin binding; gamma-tubulin binding; actin binding. Gene Ontology annotation, cellular component: recycling endosome; early endosome; WASH complex. The coding region runs from base 408 to 1730 and encodes 440 amino acids. Gene Ontology annotation, biological process: Arp2/3 complex-mediated actin nucleation; retrograde transport, endosome to Golgi; exocytosis. The record is from RefSeq and is a predicted model, not a curated record. The transcript is spliced from 9 exons. Lineage: Eukaryota; Metazoa; Chordata; Mammalia; Eulipotyphla; Soricidae.
AGGCGGCCGGCGCCCCGGGACCCGCCUCCGGGUGCCGGAGCGACCCCGCCCUCCCGGGCCACGUCCCGGCGCGCGGGCAGGAGCCUGCAGAGCAGGUGGGGGCGGCGGCCCCGCCUCCCGUCCCGGCAGCACCAGAGAACGGGCGCCCCGCGCGCAGCACCCGGCGCGGCGGCACCCAGGGCAGCACCCAACGCAGCGCCCACCGGGGCAGCACCCGGCGCAGCUCCGAGCGCAGCGCUCGCCGCGGGUCCGUGCGUGGCACCCAGAGCGCCCGCGUCGCGCACACAGCCCAGCGGCGCCUGCUCCAGGGACGGCGACCUGCGCUCCAGUCCGGUCCGGCCGGCGACAGAGCUGAAGCUAUUCUCAGUGGGACCAUUCGCAAGCCAGAGACGCUAACGCUGUGACAUAUGCCCGUCCCACCGCCACCCCCUCCUCCUCCUCCACCUCCACCUCCCCCACCCCUGGGGGCUCCUCCUCCUCCCCCACCAUCAGCACCUGUGAUAAGCACAGACACUCCCAGCUUGAGGAAGGCAGAUCUUAAAGGUCGGAGUGCACUGUUGGCUGACAUCCAGCAAGGAACUCGCCUACGAAAAGUCACGCAGAUCAAUGACCGAAGUGCCCCGCAAAUUGAGAGUUCAAAAGGAACGAACAAAGAAGGAGGAGGUGCCACUACCCCCCGAGGAGGAAGCACGCCCCCAGCCCUGGGAGAUCUGUUUGCGGGGGGCUUUCCUGUGCUACGACCAGCAGGCCAGAGAGAUGCAUCAGGUGGCAGGACAGGGCCGGCCCCUGGCUCCCGAGCGCCAUCUCCGCGGCUGCCCAGCAAAGCUCCGUGCGCCCCGUCUACCCCCACGGCCUCUCCCAGGCUGGGCUCCGAGGGCGCGGCCAGGCCCGGACCCCCGCGCCCCGGCGUGCCCGCGCCCGCGCCCCCCACUGCGCCCCCGCCGCCCCCGCCGCUCCCCGCCCCGUCCCCCCUGAAGGCCCCCUCGGGGCCCCCCAGCAAAGGAAACCCCCCGGCCGCGCCGCCCCCGCCGCCGCUCCCGGGCGACAAGGCCCUGAAGGCCCAGCUGGCCCCGCUGCAGCUGCCGCCCGCGCCCCCGCCGCUGCCGCUCCUGCCGCCCUGCGGGAACCCGGGGCUCGCGGGGGACGCGGCCAGCCCGGCCCAGGAGCCGCCCCCGCCGCCCCCGCUCCCCGCCUACGCUCCCUGCACCCCCAGGUCCUCGGGCCCGGCGCCCCCUUUGCCCGGCGCGAGCAGCAAUGAAGCGCCACCGCCACUGCCCCCCAAGUCCCCCUGCUACCCAGCCCAGCCCGCCAAGCCCAGCGCGCAGCCCGGACCCCCGGGGGCUCAGCCCUACGUGCAGAAGAAACGCCCCGGCCGCGGCCCAGGGACAAGUGGUGGGAAGCUCAACCCGCCCCCUGCGCCCCCGGCCAGGUCGCCCACCACGGAGCUUUCCAGCAGGAGCCAGCAGGCCUGGACCUCCAACCAGCAGCCGGGAGGGCAGCUGCGGAACGGCAACCUGCCUGCCAUGGAUGACUUUGAAUCUAAAUUCACCUUCCAUUCAGUGGAAGACUUUCCUCCUCCGGAUGAAUAUAAACCAUGCCAGAAGAUUUACCCCAGCAAGAUGCCCAGAAGCCGCACCCCUGGCCCCUGGCUCCAGGCUGAGGCGACAGGGCCCGGCUCAGAUGACAUCAAAGGCAGAAAUUCUCAGUUAGCUCUGAAGACUCUCCGGUGAGAAGACAGAUGAAGCCCAGUUCCCGUUAGCCCCCUGGGGCUCCCCGUCAAGGCGGGCACCCCCAGAGAACACGUCCCUCCUGCUCACCAUCCAGCUGACUCAGUUGCCCUCCAGGCUCCAAGCGGAGCAUUUAUUUAUUGUACAUAGGUGGUGUGCGCAGGCUCUAAGCAGUAUUGUAGUCAACUUUUAUUUAAGUCAUUGUUAAAAAGAUCCACUCACCCAAUUUUUUUAAGUGUAUCUUGUCCCUCAUUGUCGCUCUGUCCAACUGGAGCCCAGUCCCCGUCCCCUCGUAUCCACUCCGUGACCUCUCCCCUGCGUGGGCGCUGCCCUACCUACACUCAGACCCAUUCUUAGGAACGCCCUUCCUUUGCAGGUGGUCCCAGAGUCACAGCCGCCCGGCUUCUUAUUGGCAUGAUCUCAUUUUUUCCUCGCCCCAACUGCGAAAUCAAACCAAACAAUGCCUUAUCGAUGCCCGCUCUGUGGAGCCGUGCGUCCCACACCCGACCGCGCCAUGCAGCCUCGCGACACAAGGCCAUGCUGUUGCUUCUAUUUCUUAGUACAGGGAUAUAAUUGUUUUAUUUUGGCUGCCUAAUGUAAAUACACUGCAAAUCAAGGCAAGCCUGGGCUUGCUCCCCCUCCCCCAGGUGACCACAGCGCCCCUUUUGUAACUGAACCGUACGACCCAACAAGUAGCCAAGCUCCUUUACUGUUUACAGUGGCCUAGUGCCCAAGCCCUGAGCCUUUUCUCCUGCCCCCCAAGCUCCCGUCAUGGGCGCAGCCCAAAGGCGACUUGAUGAUAAGAGUUCAGAAUUUCCCCUGCAAGUUAGACACAUAAGCACCUCAUUUUUAUAGUAAAUUAACCAAUUCUGGCUCAAGAGAUCAUUGGUUUUCUCUCCGAGUUCACACUUCCUGUGGGAAACGGGAGAAGAAAAAGCAGAGACCCAAAUGUGUGGUGAAGUGAGCCAAAGCCAUAGUGCAAUGGGUCCAACACUUGCCUUGCACGUGGCAGACCCGGGUUCAAUCCCUGGCACCACUUGUGAUCCCUCAAGCUCGUCAGGAGUAAACCCUGAGUGCAAAGCCAGGAGUAAUCCCUGAGCACCACCAGGUGUGGCCCAAAAACCAAACAACAAGAACAACAAAGUGUAUUGUGGAGUAUCGGCCUCCAAUACCCAGGGGCCCCCUCGCAGGCUCUGACAACCUACCAGCAUCCACAGGCAAAACCCCCUGCUCUGUAAUCAACAGCCCAAACUGCAGCUCUCAGAGGUGAGGUGGACAAAUACAGCAGCCCUGGGAGAUGCCCCGCCAGGACCGGACAUGUCAGCACACACAUGUUUUAUUCUCCUGGAGCAGGUCAGGGAAUGGACGUGUGUUUUUGUGGGUCGCCUGCCUCUACCUGGCCCCCAUCCCUGGAGAGGAUGGAGAGAACAGAGGGAAACUGGUUCCUGGGCGGUGCUCCGGGCCUUUGCAGCCUGGAGGGGGAGGAAAGUGGGGACAGGCAGUGGAAGAUGUGGCUCUCGCAUCAGACCUCAAUGCCAUCACCCCACACCACGUGAUCCCCACACGCCUCAGUGGUUAGGCGGGGUUUGGCCUGCACCUGACUGUGCUUCUUAGCUGCAGUCUGGAGGGAACACCAAGGAGAAGCUUCCUCGUCCCAGACAGACACACCCGAGCAGGGCCUCACUCCCUCCCAGGGCCUUUGGCCCUGCCAGCCGGCCACCGCCAAGCCACUGGCCGAGAGGCCCUGCGGGCCCUCUGCUCUAAGCAUAGUUGACUGAUUGAUUUUUUUUCCCCCUGUUGAUUCUGGAAGGUUUCCAAAUGGCCAGAAUUUCCUUAUUACAGCACAAUCCACUCCACUGCCCUCCGAGCUGUACAGAAUCCCGAGUCUGGUGAGGAAGAUCACGGCCCUAGACAAAGGAAAGUCCUUUUCCCAGGAGCCUGCCCUGAUGAGGAGGUCAUAUGUUUGUGUCCUGCACGACUGGCACAGAAGAAAAAUUAAAGUGAUUCAAGGACAUAGGGAAGAGCAGAAACCAAAAAAUUGUGAUGAGGGAGAAAUCUCAGGAAUCAGGCUUCCCCUCUCCUCGAGACCAAUCGCUGCAUCAAACCCUUCCAUGCCUGACCCAUGCCCACUCCCUGACAGGCCCUUGAACCCGUGCCGUGUGCUGGGUUCUCUCCGACAGGGUUAGCCCCCAACACCCCCCCUUCCUCCCUGGAACACUCUCGCUUGACCUUGUCAUCUGCAACAGCCCCCAUAUUUCACCUGUGUUUUAUAUUUAUUGAUGUUCUCUCUGCAGUUUCAGUUCUUUGUACCUAAUAAACUUUAAUAUGUGGAAAUGUU